UGGACACCUGAGGGCAGAAGGCUCUGAGGGGGUACAGCCGCGCGGGGGUCCUUCGCAGAGGACCCGUAGGGAUUCUGGAAGAGGAGGUGUGGGGCCGUGCCGAGGGGGCGGCCGCCAGAGCAUGCGCACGGGCUCUGCAGCGGGCGGGCGCGGAGUUGGGGCGCGGGGACGCGGGGCGGCGCGAAGCGGGGCCCUCUGUCGCCCCGCGCUCUCAUGUACGCCUUCUACUCGCUGCUCAUCUACAUCUUCUACAGCCUCUUUCGCAGGGAUGGCGGGGCCGCGGCGGCCGCCGACCCUGGGAACCCCGCCCAGGUGAGCGGGGGCGGGCGCAGCUCGGCCGACGACCCCCUUCCGGAGAACGGUUUUGCAGGCCGGCGCUGCAGUGCCCGCUGCAAGCCCGGGGGUCGCCGCCGCCCCGACCAGCCCACCGCAGAGCUGUGGACCGAGCUGACCGGCCUGGUCGGCUGCUCGGAGUCCGAGGAUGGGCCGGGAGGGGCAGCGGAGGGCUGUCCGGCCGAGGUCUCACUGGAAGAGGCUCUCGUGCGUCUUGCGGAGUUCCUCUCAGUCCAGCUGGGGGCGGAAGAGAGCUUCGGGAAUUCUGCCGACCUGAGCAAGCCUGGUGAUGUUCCCCCACUGUUGACGGUGACCGGUCAGCUCUUGGCCCUCCUGGCAUGGAUUCGGAGCCCCAGGGGGAGGCAGGUCCUGCCCCAGGCGACGCAGCCAGCCUCAGGGGUGCAGCCCCCCACUCCUGCUGGAACCCCAUCCCAAGAAGAAAGCCCUUCCGUUUCACCAAGGGGUGAGGCCCAGGGGCAGCAGCCUCCUCAGUUAGAGGAGGACCAGAGGGCUUGGCAGCGGCUGGAACAGCUCAUCCUUGGACAGCUGGAAGAGCUGAAGCAGCAGCUGGAACUGCAGGAGAAGGAGCUGGGCCAGCUGCGUGUGGGAGUGGGGGCGACAGACUCGGAAAAAAGGGUUCAGCAUCUGACUCUGGAAAACAAGGCCCUGAAACAGAGCCUGAGCCUUACUCGGGAUCUCCUGCUGCACUGGGGCCCCGCCCCCCCCAACAGAGCCUCCCAGGAGCAGGAGGAGGCAGAGGCACUGCUGGAGCUCCGGGGCCGGCUUCAAGACGCCCAGGACACCACGGAAGCUCUCCGAGUCCAGCUAGGGGUGCAGGAGGCGCAGCUGCAGGGCCUUCGGGGGGCCCUCCGGCAGCUCCAGCAGGAGGCGGAGCAGAACUGCAGGAGGGAGCUGCGGCAGAUGCGCGCGCAGCUGGCAGGACUCCGUGUUCGCAUGGCCAGCUUGCGUCAGGGCUGUGGGGACCUCCGAGGACUGGUCAGCACCUUUUCCCAGAGCUGCCAGGGUUCGCUGAGCGAAGCCCGGGGCCAGGUAUCGUGGGCCCUGGGGGCACUGUCAGCGGGUGGGGCUGGGACUCAGCUCCUGGAGGCACAGCAGGAGCCCCCAACUGGAUGCCCAGGGCGGCUGCUGGAGCUCAAGGGAAACAUCCGUGUGCUCUGUCGGCUGAGGCCAGGGACACCCUCCAGCUUGGUGAGCUUAGAGCCCGGCCCGGGUGGCACUGUCACCACCUGCUAUCGAGGGCACCAGCGUCGCUUCCGCCUGGACUGGGUCUUCCCUCCACACGCCAGCCAGGAGGAGGUCUUCAGGGAGCUGGAGUCGGCUGUGCUGUCCUGCCUCGGAGGCUACAGUGUCUGCAUUUUCACCUACGGUCAGACAGGGACGGGAAAGACCUACAGCAUGGAGGGCCCGCCUGAGGACCCUGGCAUAGCUCCUAGGGCGCUGCAGUCACUGUUCCGGGAGAUGGGAACAGGGGGACAGCACCACGUGACCCUCAGCAUGGUGGAGAUCUACAACGAGGCUGUAAGGGACCUCCUAGCCCCAGGGCCUCCCCAGCGCCUGGCAGUGAGGCAGGGCCCAGCAGGCGAGGGGGGGAUCCAGGUGUCUGGCCUCACCCACUGGGACGUGCCCAAUCUGGAGUCGUUGCACCAGAUGCUGAACCUGGGGAGGAGCAACCGGGCCACCGCCGCCACAGCCAUGAACCAGCACAGCUCUCGUUCGCACGCGCUGGUCACGCUGACGCUGCGCACGGCGUCCCCAUCAAGCGGUCCCGGCACCGCAGGCACGCUGCACCUAGUGGACCUGGCAGGGUCCGAGCGCGCUUGGAAGGCAGGGGCGGCCGGCACGUCGCAUGAAGACCGGGACGGCGCUCAGCGUCUGCGGGAGGCUCGGACCAUCAACCGCUCGCUGCUGGCGCUGGGAGGAGUGAUGGCCGCGCUGCGGGCCCGCCGGCCACACGUGCCCUUCCGCGACUCGCAGCUCACGCGCCUGCUACAGCCCGCACUGGGCCCCGGUGCCACCGCUGUGCUGCUGCUGCAGGUCUCCACGCGGCCCGAGGAUCUCGGCGAGACCGUGUGCUCGCUCAAGUUCGCUGAGCGAGUGGGGCGAGUGGAGCUGGGGCCUGCUAGGCCCCGCAGGGCCCCGCGCUCCGGCACGCCCUCCUCCCUGAGCACCGACACACCACUCUCUGGGACCCCCUGCACCGCCACGCCCUCGCCCGGCAGCCCUCCAAGCCCCGGCCUGGACAGCGGCUCCAGCUCGGCCCUGGCACCGCCGGAGGACCUGCCUUCGUAGUCCUACCCAAGGAGUCUGGGUCGCGUCUCUGCCGGCAGAGGCAGCAAAGUCCCUAUUCCCCCCACGACCUCCUUGAUCUCUGGGGGCCUGCUGCCCCCCAGACUCCCAGAGUCCACCCCUUUCUCUCCCGCCCCCAGGAGUGCUCCGCCUGGGGUAAUGAUCACCCCCCCCACCCCCCACCCCCCCCCUGCCCCGGCCCUUAGCCCUUUGCUUAUCACCAUCUGCUGUUAUCGAGCGGCGCACAGCAGGGGAUCCCAGAGCCGCGGAGGCAGACCCUGGCCAAGUGGCCACCAGACUCACUACCCCAUCACCAAACAUCAGACUUGCAUUAAAAUGUCGUUUGUUCCUUUA
This is a messenger RNA of Eubalaena glacialis (North Atlantic right whale), 2994 nucleotides long. RefSeq names its product kinesin family member C2 (gene KIFC2). Gene Ontology annotation, biological process: microtubule-based movement. NCBI's taxonomy places the organism in Eukaryota, Metazoa, Chordata, Mammalia, Artiodactyla, Balaenidae. Bases 214 to 2643 code for a protein of 809 amino acids. The transcript is spliced from 18 exons. The record is from RefSeq and is a predicted model, not a curated record. Gene Ontology annotation, molecular function: microtubule motor activity; ATP binding; microtubule binding.